Molecule: messenger RNA, 1965 nt
Organism: Abrus precatorius (Indian licorice)
Lineage: Eukaryota; Viridiplantae; Streptophyta; Magnoliopsida; Fabales; Fabaceae
Product: putative pumilio homolog 8, chloroplastic
Exons: 5
Coding region: 1-1965 (654 amino acids)
Biological process (GO): post-transcriptional regulation of gene expression
Cellular component (GO): cytoplasm
Molecular function (GO): mRNA binding
Source: RefSeq, a predicted model, not a curated record
AUGCUGAAGAUAUCAGACGACACAAGGAGAAACAACGACGUAGAACCAGAAACAAGGUUCGUUGGGAUUCCCAGCACCCCAACAACGCCGUCAUGUCUCCGCGUUCAUCAUCACCUUCACCCUGACCACGUGGCUGUUGGGUCCCCUGUUAACAGGGUGAAUCCUUCUUCAUCUUCUUCUGCGAACGGGUUUCAUUCCAACCCAUAUGCACCCUCUCGCAACGAUCACAAAUUCUGGUUCGACUCUGACUCCUCCAAUCUCUGUGACACCAAGUGGGUUAAUGAUCUGGGACUCUCCAACGAUUUCUCCAGGAUGAACAUCAGUGUCUUCGAUGGAACCCAAACCAGGGGAUAUGAAUACGAUGCAUGUCCCUUUCAGGCUCCCUUUUCUUGUUUCAGUGAACCAGGAAACCUCGUAUAUGAGCAUCUUACCAAUGCGGCUUUUGGGAAAGGUUACACUUUUGGCACCCCAUUUGGCUCCUCUCUCCCUCGUGAUGAUGCUUAUCAAAUGUAUCAUCACGUUGCGGAACAGAGGAAGAAGGAGCAACAGGGGACUAGUAGCUAUCAGCUUCUCUGUGAUCGUUUCAUGGGUUCAAACGCUCUCGGAGCUGGAAUGGAUUCUGAAGGUAGCUGGAGGGUCAAGAGCCCGUUUAGGCUCUCUCAGAUGACGCACACUGGAAUGACUUUGAAUCCUAAUGCUCCAUCGCAUUUUUAUGGUGCAGAAAAGGAAAGGGCUUUUACGAACAACACUGAACGUGCUUUUGACCCUGCUGCGUUUAGAUGUGACAACAGUAUUAUCAUACAAGGGAAAGAUGUAAAACACUGCAUUGACAACGGGUUCGGUUCUUUGACGGGCUGUAGAAGGACUAGUCCACGAGCUGAGGUUGCGGGGGAGAAUGUUCCCAAGAACUUCUCUCAUGGUCCUCCUUCUGGGAAUGUUUUUGAGAAUAACGGCACUCUCGGUAGUGAUUUCACACUCCCCAUGCUGCUGAACUUUUAUUCUCUUGACGAUGUGCAAGGUCACAUGUAUAAGAUGGCAAAGGAUCAAAACGGUUGUCGCUUUCUGCAGCGCCUGGUUGAUGAGGGAACCUAUCAGAAUAUGUGUGCGGUGUUUGAGGGAAUCAUCGGUAAUGUGGUGGAACUCAUGAUGGAUUCUUUUGGUAAUUAUCUUGUGCAGAAGUUGCUGGAUGUUUGCAACGAUGAACAAAAGUUGCAGAUUGUGCUCAUGUUGACUAAGGAUCCAGGACAGCUUGUUCGCAUCUCUUUAAAUACACACGGGACGCGUGUGGUACAGAAGCUGAUUGAGACCCUUAACUCCGCUAAGCAAAUUUCAUUGGUGAAGUCUGCUAUUCAGCCAGGUUUUCUUGAUCUUAUUAAGGAUCUGAAUGGAAACCACGUCAUACAACGUUGCUUGCAAUGCCUUAGCUGUCAAGAUAAUCAGUUUAUUUUUGAAGCUGCCGUGAAGUUUUGUGUUGACAUAGCAACUCAUCGACAUGGAUGCUGUGUACUGCAACGUUGCAUUGAUCACUCAGUGGGAAAACAAAGAGAUAAGCUGGUCACAGAAAUCUGCAAACACGGGCUUCUCCUUGCUCAGGAUCCAUUUGGAAACUAUGUUGUUCAAUAUAUUAUAGAGAUGGAGACCCCAAAUGCGUCAAGCAAACUGCUUGGUCAGUUCAAAGGGAAUUAUGUAAACAUGUCUACUCAGAAAUUUAGCAGUCACGUGGUUGAAAAAUGCCUUAAGCACAUUGGAGACAGCAGAUCAAGAAUAGUUCGAGAAUUGCUAUCUGCCCCUCACUUUGAACAGUUGCUGCAAGACCCAUAUGCCAACUAUGUCAUUCAAUCUGCUUUAACUGUUACUAAGGGGUCUCUGCAUGCAUCUUUAGUUGAAGCAGUUCGUCCUCACAAAAUCUUGCGCACCAGUCCAUAUUGCAAGAGGAUUUUCUCUGGGAGCCUACUCAAGAAGUGA